Molecule: messenger RNA, 3330 nt
Organism: Onychostoma macrolepis
Lineage: Eukaryota; Metazoa; Chordata; Actinopteri; Cypriniformes; Cyprinidae
Gene: tcirg1b
Product: T cell immune regulator 1, ATPase H+ transporting V0 subunit a3b
Exons: 20
Coding region: 162-2633 (823 amino acids)
Biological process (GO): proton transmembrane transport; vacuolar acidification
Cellular component (GO): plasma membrane; vacuolar proton-transporting V-type ATPase, V0 domain; vacuolar proton-transporting V-type ATPase complex
Molecular function (GO): ATPase binding; proton-transporting ATPase activity, rotational mechanism
Source: RefSeq, a predicted model, not a curated record
GUAACGUGACUCUGGAGGAACGGGAAGUUCGUGAUUCUCUCAGCUGUUACAACUUUAUUCUUUCAAGAAGACACGCCGUGCGCUCCGUUACAAAACAUUCAUAUCCAGACGAUAAAAGUGAAUCUCUGUCGGUGUCGGUGUUGGUGUUUUAUCACCCGGUCAUGGGCUCUCUGUUCCGCAGUGAAGAGGUCUGUCUGGUCCAGAUCUUCCUCCAGUCGGGAUCCGCUUACAACUGUGUCAGUGAACUGGGAGAGCUGGGAAUAGUGGAGUUCAGAGAUCUGAACCCGAAUGUGAACGCGUUCCAGAGGAAGUUUGUGAACGAGGUGAGGAGAUGUGAGGAACUGGAGAAAAACUUUGUGUUUUUGGAACAGGAGAUUGUCCGCAGUCUCUCUCAGAAACUGCAGCCCCCCAUCCCGACCCCUCCGGCCCCUCAGCCCAGAGAACUCCUCACCAUCGAGGAGGAGAGUGAGCGCUUGGCCCGAGAGCUCAGGGAGGUGUCCAGGAACAGAGACAGUCUGCGGUCUCAGUAUACUCAGCUGUGUCAGUACAGAGGGGUUUUAAAACAGACACAUUCACUCACAGCCUCACAGGCCCCGCUGGUGUCGUUUGAGCCCGUGGGUCUGGCAGAGAACCGGCAGGACGUCCGGCUGAGCUUUGUGGCCGGCGUGGUUCAUCCGUGGAAAGUGCCUGCCUUCGAGAGGCUGCUAUGGCGUGCUUGUCGUGGUUACAUCAUUGUGGACUUUCAUGAGAUGGAAGAAAAACUUGAACAUCCUGAUUCUGGUGAGGAGGUGCAGUGGACCGUGUUUUUAAUCUCGUUCUGGGGAGAUCAGAUCGGUCAGAAAGUGAAGAAGAUCUGUGACUGCUUCCACACACAAACAUUCCCCUACCCUGAGAGCCAGGCGGAACGAGAGGAGACUCUGAAUGGACUCCGAGGAAGAAUCGAGGACAUCAAAUCUGUCAUGGGUGAGACGGAGCAGUACAUGCAGCAGCUGCUGGUGCGAGCGCUGGCCCGUCUGCCUGAGUGGAUUGUGCAGGUUCAGAAGUGUAAGGCCGUGCAGACCGUGCUGAAUCUCUGCAGCCCAUCCGUCACUGAUAAGUGCCUGAUCGCAGAGGCCUGGUGCCCCGUGAGCCAGCUGCCUGCCCUGCAGAGCGCCCUGAGAGAGGGAGGGAGGAAGAGCGGCAGUAGUGUGGACUCCUUCUACAACCGCUUGCCGGCCACCACGUCUCCCCCGACACUCUUCCCCACCAACGCCUUCACUGCAGGAUUUCAGAACAUAGUCGAUGCCUAUGGAGUGGCGAGCUACAGGGAGAUGAACCCAGCUGUCUACACCAUCAUCACGUUUCCCUUCCUGUUUGCCGUCAUGUUUGGUGACGUUGGGCACGGUCUUCUGAUGACGCUGGUGGCUCUCUGGAUGGUUCUGGAGGAGAAGGAUCCAAAACUGAGGAAAAACACUAAUGAAAUCUGGCAGAUGAUGUUUGGAGGCCGAUAUCUCAUUUUGUUGAUGGGGCUGUUUUCUAUCUACACCGGAGCCAUUUACAACGAGUGUUUCAGCCGGGGCCUCAACACCUUCUCCUCAGGAUGGCACGUCCGGCCCAAUGCAGAAUACUACAACUGGACAGAGGAGACUUUCAAACGUUAUCCGUAUCUGUCGCUGGACCCCAAUAUCACAGGCGUUUUCACUGGUCCUUAUCCUUUCGGCAUUGAUCCGAUUUGGGGUCUGGCCAAUAAUCAUCUGACGUUCCUCAACAGCUAUAAGAUGAAGAUGUCUGUCAUUAUUGGAGUCAUCCAUAUGACCUUUGGUGUGUGUUUAUCCUUUUUCAACUACAUACACUUCAGAGAUAUCAGCAGUGUGUUUCUGGUGCUGAUCCCGGAGCUGUGUUUCAUGCUGUGUCUGUUUGGAUACCUGAUCUUCAUGGUCAUCUAUAAGUGGGUGGUGUACGGCCCCAUGACCUCCGACAUCGCUCCCAGCAUCCUCAUCCACUUCAUAGACAUGUUCCUGUUUACUGAGAAUAAGGACAACAAACCUCUCUAUACGGGACAGACGAUCGUGCAGAAGGUGCUGGUGAUUGUGGCUGUGCUGUCUGUUCCUGUGCUGCUGCUGGGGAAACCAACACAAGAAUACAUCACACACAAGAGGAAGACAACUCCGCUUUCUGGAGACAGACGUCCUUUGCUAGCAGAAAACGGCUCUAUAAAUGCUCACCAGGGAGAGGUGGAUGCAAGAGGAGGAGGAGAAGAAGAGGAGGAGUUUGAUGCAGCGAACGUGUUCAUGCAUCAGGCCAUUCACACCAUCGAGUAUUGUCUGGGCUGCAUCUCUAACACGGCCUCGUACCUGCGGCUCUGGGCCCUCAGCCUGGCUCACGCUCAGUUAUCUGAGGUGCUGUGGUUAAUGGUGAUGAGGAUCUCCUUCCAGCAGCUCAGUUAUGUGGGCUCCGUCAUCAUGGUGUUUAUAUUUGCUGCCUUCGCUGUGCUGACCGUAUCUAUCCUGCUCGUCAUGGAAGGCCUGUCCGCUUUCCUACACGCACUUCGACUUCACUGGGUGGAGUUUCAGAAUAAAUUCUACAGUGGAACAGGCUACAAACUCACUCCGUUUGCCUUCACAUCAGAAAUCGGAGCUCUCUCUCUGAAGUGACCCAUGAACCUCCUCUAGCAGUCAUGGGACAGAGAAGAAUAAUGGAAUUAUUUUGCUGGGGCACAAAGUGCAUUUUAAAAUGUAUCAUGGAUUUAUAUUUUAGCUUAAGUGCCGCUGGACCUGAAAAAUCAAACAUGAAAGAUGUUUUAGCGCCCUAUUAUGCAUCCACAUCCAUAUCUUUGACACUAUGCUACAUUAUCUUUGAAACUAUAUUUGAGUACAUGGCACACGUCUGAUGCUGAGUCUUUUAGUUGAAUGAACAUGAUUUUUAAUUGAAGUCUUGAGUCCACAUAAAAUAAAGUUCUUUUAACGAAUGCUCCAUAAUCAGGUGUAUCAUGAUGACAGCCAUCUAAUUAUGGUUUAAUGCUGCACGUACAAACCGUUUGUACAAUUAUGAAAUAAUUUGGCAAUUAAUCACAAGAAUAUGUAGAGUUUAAAUGAAAUAAAGUACAUUUAGAAUAUUUUCUCACAAUGACCUAACAUAAAAUUAAAAUCAGUUUUAAAAUGAGUUUGCUCAUUUUCAGGUUGUUAAUCAAUAACUUGAAACGUUUUGAUUUACAGCAUUUUUCAAAGGGAAUAAUCUUCCGUCCAUGUCUUCUUUUAUUGUUGCUAUUCUAUUAUCACAAUGAAGCGUUGUUUUAAUUAUGGAGCUGAUGUCAAGCCCCACAGUUGUACUUGAUGAUCAGUAAAGACCAAA